AUGCCCUCCAUAACCCAUAAGUAUAAAGCUGGUACUAGUGUAUUCUGUUUUGAACCCGAUCCAUCUAAAGCUAAGCUGAUAUAUUAUGCUAAGAUCAAACAGCUGUGCGGAUUUUCCACCAAUGGUCGCUCACGCGAACCUCAGUAUUUUGUUCACUUUCUUGGCUGGAAGAAUAAAUGGGAUAGAAAAGUGCCUGAGGAUCUUCUCAUGGAUAUAAAUCACUUUACUAAAAUGCUUAAACAAAAAAUCGAUGAACUUGCGGCAAAUAUCAAACAUAAAGAGCUCAGAAAGGAAAGGAUAGACACCGUCUUAAUGAAUGCUGCGAAGGCUAAAGACGAUAUCGAUUGGGAUACUCUACCUGGAACUUGGCAGAAGGAUGAAAAACCGAUUAAGUCAAGAACGUCAAAUGCUUCAUCCACUGGGGAAUCUCAUCAGUCACAGGAUCUUUCAGAAUCAAUUGAGGAGACAGACGUUGAUUCUGAAACUGCGGCAAGAGCUAAAUUCGAAUCUCUUGAUGCUCAUUUGAAUUUCGCUCCAGCUAUCAAGCUACCCAGAACUCUGAAAGUUCUCCUCGAUCGACAUUACAUUUCUCUAGCUAGAUCAGCGUCAUCGGUGCCCUGUUGGUGCUCAGCUUUAUAUCUUCUUCAAACUUAUCUUAAUGGAUUCCCUUAUCUGAACGCCAUUUUUCGUGAUCGAUUCUCUCGAUCUGUGGCAUCGGGCUAUGCGAAGGCAGAUAAAAGCAAGCUGCUUUGUGCUGAAUUCUGCAGUUCUGUGAGAAUUCUCUUUGAUGCUUUGCUGGAACAGUACUUCUUUAAAACUGACGAGGAUAGAAGACAUCAGAAUAUGGCUGUGAAUGGUCCAGAGAUUCCUGUGAGAGGUCUUUAUACCAUUCUUCCCAAAGAGGAGAUCGCCAAGGAUCCCUCUCUACCCUGCAUCAAUUACGGUGCUGUCUACAUUCUUCGACUUCUCCAAAAUCUUCGUGAUCUAAUUAAUCAGAUGCCCCUGAGUCAAUGCCGUCGUUCAGUAGUCCUACGUCACCUCUAUCUCUUUAUUGCCUACCUGGAUCAGACAAGAGAUUUUUGGUUCACAUCCACUCAACCAGAUACCCCUGCUCCUCGCAAUCCCACCUCAGCCACAGCAUCAGUAGCCAAUGAAGCCUGCGCCAUGUCCGCUUUUGAAGAUGUUGUCAACUUUGUCAUGACUACUUCUCCUCCCUUUUCUCCUACUCAGACCUCUUCACCUGCUGUUCCCGCAGUUGUGUCGAGUGGGAAUAAACGAUCCAGACCUCUGGAUAUGACCAGUUCUCCUGCUGCUGCUGCUGCUCCACCGCUGAAGCGACAGCGAAAGAUGUCCUUGUCUGUAUCUACUUCCGAAGCAGAAGUCAAUGGGAAUGGUGCUAAGAGGAAAUCUAAUGAAAACUCCCAAGGUAGGUAUUGUGUGUGUGUGUUUUUUCCCUCUGUUCUUUCGAGUAUACAUUCUAUCAGAAGACACCAAAACGAAUGCUAA
This is a messenger RNA of Rodentolepis nana, 1506 nucleotides long. NCBI's taxonomy places the organism in Eukaryota, Metazoa, Platyhelminthes, Cestoda, Cyclophyllidea, Hymenolepididae. The record is from the annotation of a GenBank genome assembly.